AUGGACCCUUCAGCCCUCUUUGCUGCUCUCAACAACCCAGUGCCCACCAGCAACUGGGCUGUGUCCAAGCAUCAAGCAUUGGAGAUGGUGUUGAUGGCCAAGGCGGAUUUGGAAACGGUCAAAACUUUCUACGAAUUCUAUCCAGAAGCACUCACCAAAGAGCUCUUCCACAAUGUGCUCAAAUGCGGAGCCAAACCAGGAGUGGUUGGUUUUCUUGCCGAAAAAUGCCCCGAGCUAGUGGAUGUGGAUGCUUUUGAGAUGGCUGUGGUUCAAGGACCAGGACCCGAUAGACCCACGGAGGUUGAAAUCAUUACCCUGGCGGAACUCAACCCAUCUGUAUUGGGGCCAGCACCCGGCCCUUACACGCUAAUUCCCGGUUCUUUGCUCUUAAUUCUCAACUGGAAAUACAGCCAAGAAUUGACCCAAGCCCUCUUUAAAGUGUUUGAACUAAAGACAAAUGAUUUUGAUCUAUGUGACAAUCUAUUUGAAUUGCCAGGUGACUGUCCUUGGGUUGAUGAAAACUUCACUGCAAAACGAACGGCAUUGGACAUGGAGGCAUUGAUGGGUAUGGCACCAGUACUGGACAGCCAGAAGACCCACACCAUUAUCAGUCGUUGUAUGGAAUGGGAACUGGAUGCAUGCUUGGCUUUUAUCCACCGUGCACUUUCCAACCAGAGCCUACAGACGUUCUGUUUCACGUUCCCAAAAGUCUCACAAGAAGAACAACAGCAUCAAGGGGGCGAGGCAACAUGGUUCACCACACCCUUGUUCCAAGAGCUACUGUCACAGUGCACCGUUCAAAAUGUGCUUUCGCACUUUGUUCCAAGCAAUCCGUUGGCGGUGGACUUUGUGACAACUGGCUUGUGUAAGAUGCCAUAUCUAAAGGGAGUGAGUCUACGAGUCGAUGGUGAUGUGGCUGAUUUGGCACCAACAGUGAGUAGUUUCCUCUCCCGCAAUUCUUCAUUGACUGUCUUGAGUCUUCGAGCAACAACCGACACAACGGAAAAGGGACUGGAUGCAAUCAUCCGCACAUUAGAGCACGAUCACAUCGUUCAAGUCUUCAUGUACUCGCAAGAGAAUGUCCAACACAACAAAUUCGAAAGGUACCAAGAGAUGUUUGUGGAGAUCCUGGACAAGUCCAAUAUUAGCCUCAAUCGCGUCACAUUUAAUGAUGGCUGCAAUGCUGACAAAAUGCAGGGGUAUCUCUGCAACAAACUCCAUCCCAGUGAACAUUUGCUGCCCUUUUACACCUCUCUCAAUUGGCUGGGACGCAAGCAAGCACUGGAUCCAGAAUCGACACAAGUGGAAUUCGUCGAGCUAUUAGAAACUGUCCAAGACAUUCAACUACUGAGAUGCGGCAACGAAGACCAUGUGACCGCCGAGGCGACAGCAGAGGAUAAAUUCAACCUUUUGUAUGGUCUCUUGCGUGAGAAUCCUGCCAAAUGGAGUCAUGCGUCCAAUAACAACAAUCUGCCAUCCAAGCCAGGUAAUGGUGGCUGGGGACGGAAUCAAAUAGAAGUAUAG
Messenger RNA from Seminavis robusta, 1524 nucleotides. The record is from the annotation of a GenBank genome assembly. NCBI's taxonomy places the organism in Eukaryota, Bacillariophyta, Bacillariophyceae, Naviculales, Naviculaceae.